AUGUCUGCGGCGCAACAUCCCAUUUUUAAUGAACAAAAGAUGACUUCUGACAUUGUCCUUAAAGAGCGCGUAGACACAGAAUUGACACCAAAGAUGUGGGAGUUUUUGGGUCCUUUUCCGACUGGAACACGUGAGCAAGACUUUGGCGCGGAUCCUUUGGAAGCUUAUGGUGGAUUUGCCAACAUCACUUUUUCGGAAACUCACACAUUUCCAUCAGAGCUAGCGGAUAACGGAACUGUAGGUUGGUCAAGGAUUAACACCAAUUCGGAUGGAUCAGUUGGUCCAAUUUAUUUUAACAAUAUAAGGGUUCCCCUUGGAUGGGCUAUGAAUCAAUUCCAAAUGUGGGCAAGAGGAUACUUUGAGCUUUCCCCCAAGGUUAACGAUGAUUCCAAAACGAUUCCAAUAUUAAUACAAUGCCAACCUAUUGGUGACUUUUAUGUGGACGACCGAAGGUUAUUCGGUGAUUGGUAUGGUUACGAGAAGUCAUGGCAUGUGUUACACCUUCGGCCCGGAAGACACGUUGUUAACGUCCGUGCGGUGUACGAAAUAAGGGCAUUUGGUGGAGGCAUACCGCCGGCUCUUAAAUUUAAAUGUUUGAUGCGAAGAUUGAGAACGGAUGAAAUGGGUGUGAUGAUGUUGGAUCGCACCAUUGUUGUACCUGACUUGGUAGGCGGACGCUUGGCGGGAAAAUACAUAAACAUCGCGCUACUAAAUACUCAUGAAAAACAGUGGAUCACUGUAUCCAAAGUAUAUGUUGUCAGUAGUAAUGUUAAGAUCACGGCAUCAAUUGUCGAGCAUAGAAACAAUAAUGUUUCGAAUCCGGGAGUGAGACUUGCCCCAUCACAACAACGCAAUAUUAGGAUUCAGAUGAAGAUUGAUUCUCCGGUGUUUAGAGGAAUGACGAUAUUCUUUAAAUUACAAUUUGUCGUAUCUACAAAGACCGAGGGUCAUAACACUUACUGGAUGAUAACUACGGAUCAAAUAACAAUUCGUAAUAAAGAUUUUGGGGAAAUAUAUAAGUUUACUUUUAAAGAUUUUGAUGGAACAGUUCAAUAUGGUGAGAAAUUAUGGAAAGCUCAAGAUCUCUCAAAAUCGUGUCGUCCUAAGAAGUGCCCAAUUUUAGUUGCCUUACAUGGCGCAGGGGCUGAAGCCGAAGAUAACUUUUGGAUCUCUGCCUAUAAAAAACAAAAAAAUGCUUGGGUACUCCUACCUACUGGAAGGACACCAUGGGGUUAUGAUUGGCAUGGUCCGAGCUUGCGAAAUAUUCACGCAGCCAUAAAGACUUUGGCCACACGCUUGCCGGGAGUUCCGAAGCAUGAAAAACGCACCAUCAUUCCCGAUCCUAAAAAACUAUUCGUUUCAGGUCAUUCAAACGGUGGUCAGGGAGCGUGGUUCUUUAUAUCGCAUUUUCCGGAUUUGGUUGUUGCGGGUACACCAGUUGCCGGCUUUUCAAAAAUUCAGAAUUAUGUACCUUAUCACUGGAAUGGCGAAGCACACGUAGACCCAAUUCUCCGAGGGAUUCUGGAAUCAUCCAUAUCAGAAUUUAACAAUGACCUAUAUUCAUCAAAUUUGGUAGGCAUUCCAAUAUUAGCCCGCACAGGUGCAGAUGACGAUAACGUCCCUCCUGUGCAUUCUCGUAUGUUGAUCAGGUUAAUCAAUGAACAUUCGGGAAAUCCACAUGCAGCAAACCUCUCCGAAGUUCCGGAUCAAGGCCAUUGGUUUGAGGAUGCUAUGAAUGAUGACGCGAUGCAACGAUUCCUGGAUGAACAUCUAAAUAUUUCGCAUGAUAAAGAAGAAAAGUUACCGCCGUCUAAGAAAUUUACAGUCUCAUUAUUAAACCCCGCAAGUUUUGGAAGCAAAGGAGGUAUCCAAAUAGAGCAAUUAGUGAUCCCAUUUAGGCUGGGUAAAUUAAAUGUGCAGAUGGACGUAAGAGAAAACGGUCAAAUAAAGUGGAAUAUAAAGACAUCCAAUAUUCGUCGAUUUAGAUUUGUCCCUAGUGAUAAGUUCAUGUUGGUCAUAAAGAACGUCGAAAGAAUUAUGAUCGAUGGAAUAGAAUUUGAUUCGAAUCAUUUUACGUCAGAUGGAUAUUUCGUAAAAUCUAAAAAUCAUACUUGGAAGUUCGAUAGUAAUACCAAAUGGCUUCAUAAGGAGAGACAUCCGUUGACCUACGGUCCAGCGCAUCAAAUCCUCGAAUCCUCGCAGCCAUUGAUAAUAGUUAUUGGAACAAAACAUAAAUCACAGAAUAAUGGCUCCAGAUUUUUGGAAAUAGCACAAGAAAUAGCUCAUAGUUGGUAUCUCUACGGCCGGGGAGAUUCUGAAAUUUUCUAUGACGAAGAAAUAUUAAUUGAAGGCAAUAAAAUUGGAGGGCGCAUGAGGGGGAAUCUAGUAUUAUUGGGCGGUCCAUUAGAAAAUCAUAUUACACACUUGUUGUUGAAAGAAAGAAAUAGCGAGGUCAUAUUCGACAAAGAUGGCUCCUUCUCUUUAAAACACGCCAAGUUUUCCGAUCCAGGAAUAGGAAUUUUAUUUCUACAUCCAUUUAAAAGAUCCCAAUUGGCGCUAAUUAUAGCGGGAACAGAUGUCAAAGGUUUGGAUCAAGUCUCCAAAUUAUUCCCGAAAAGGACAGGGGUUCCCGUACCUGACUGGAUUAUAACUGGACCGGAAGUUGCCUGGAAAGGAAUUGGUGGAAUACUCGGUGCCGGAUUUUGGAAUAAUAAGUGGAGAUUCGAUGAUUCAAUUGGAUAUUUAGCAUGA
Acaulospora morrowiae is the source of this 2751-nucleotide messenger RNA. The record is from the annotation of a GenBank genome assembly. Lineage: Eukaryota; Fungi; Glomeromycota; Glomeromycetes; Diversisporales; Acaulosporaceae.